Messenger RNA from Trichomonas vaginalis G3, 4026 nucleotides. Its product is annotated as bifunctional inhibitor/lipid-transfer protein/seed storage 2s albumin superfamily protein family. Lineage: Eukaryota; Parabasalia; Trichomonadida; Trichomonadidae. The coding region runs from base 1 to 4026 and encodes 1341 amino acids. The record is from RefSeq and is a predicted model, not a curated record. The transcript has a single exon.
AUGUUUUUCUUUUUUGUUUUGUCGAUCUUGUCGUUAAUAAACGAGGCUCCGAUUCUUGAAAAAGAGCAAGUUCCUACUUUCCAGACAAUAGAAACCAGUGAAAAUACAACAGAAUUGGAAUCAAGAAUCAAUGCUGAUAACACAAUUACUUCUGGAGAAUUCAGUGGUGAUAACCGCCAAACUCUAGAGUACUAUGCCUGCUCACUUACAAUCAAAAAUGCAAAAUUCAAUCAGUUAAUGGCAUUCGGUGCAGGACACUCAGCUGGUAACGGCGGUGCAAUAUUCUGUUGGCACUCUACAGUUGAUAUUCGCAAUGAUGCCAUCUACUCAAACGAUUUCUCUAAAAAUCAAGCUGCUAUUGGUGGUGCCCUCGCUCUUCUAUUUUCGAAUGCUAUUAUCGAAAAAGUUUCAUUUAACGAAAAUACUGGUUAUCAACACGCCGGUGCCAUAUAUUUCCAAGGUGAUCAGCGCUUUUCAACAGCUACCACUGCCUGCCAAACAGAACUUAACCUAAUAGAUUCAAUUUUCGAAACAAAUAAUGGUGGUGACAUCGGUGGUGCUAUUUUAUCAACAGCCGCUACAAUUGUUUACAUGAAUCGUUGUAAAUUCACUAGCAACAAAGCCAGAUUUGCAGGAGGUGCUAUGUGGCUUCUUAACUCACCAGCGAAUAUCUUCAAUACACACAUUCAAAAGAACGAAGUUGGUAUUAAAGGUGAAGAUAAUAGGUUCCGCUUCAUGGAAAAUGGUAAAAAAUAUAUGAAAGAUGAUUCGUAUCAUUUCAGAGGUCGUGGUGGUGGUGGUAUAUACUUCUUAUCAUCAAAAGAUGGCACACUCAUUGGAAUUGACAGAAGGCAUCUUUAUACAGAGAAAGUUUGCUUCACUAACAAUAAAGUUUAUCACGGAACAAACUUUGCUAAAAACAAGCCAAAUCCAGGUCACCAUUUGAUGUUUGAUGGCUAUACAUACUGGAAUUCAUACAAUGACAAAUUUUUGGUACCAGACAUUGAUGGCGGAGAAGACAGUUACGCAUUUGGAUCUGUAAGCAAGGAAUGGGAUAGCAAAGUUAUUGAAAAUUUCCGCGAGGUAGGUAAUCUUGACAGCUGCGAACCAUUAGAAGGUGAGGAACCUGCCGAAACCCCAGUACCUUAUCCAUUUAAAUCAACAGAGAGUUCAACUGAUGGUACUUUUUCUGUCCCAGAUGCCACUCCUUACACUUAUGUUGCAACACCAAUUACAAGACUUCCUCAACAAACAACAAAAUCACCCAUCACAUUCCCAAUAACAAAAACAUAUGCAAGACCUACAACACUAACAGCAACACAAUUUGAACCAAUAGAUUACGAAUAUCCUGAGGCAUCAGCUAACGAGUAUGUAAAAGAGACCAAAUUCCAAUACUAUACAAUCGCAAAUGUUCAAAAAGAAACAGUUAAUUAUUCUUUAAAGGAAAAUUUCACGAUUGAAAAAGAUACAGAAACUGUUAUAUUCACAUCCACUCAAACAGUUAUACAAUGGGUUUCAAAACAGAUGGGAGGAGCAUACCCAACUACAAUUGUAAACAAUUUAACAGACACUUAUAUACCAACAUAUGUUAAAUUAACAUCUGGCACAACAAAUCUAUACAUCCCAUACAAGACUACAAUGAAUUUCGACACAAUUACCGUUGCAUUAGUCAAUGAAAAUAUUGAGACAAAAUUGUCAACAACAUGGACAAUAAGUAAAGAUACAGAAACAAUAGGAUUAACAUUUGGAACCGCAACGACAUCAUAUUACUAUAUGCAAGCAAGUGAUUUUAGUGAAGGAAAAUGGUAUUUCAAGAAGCUUGAAAAAUAUAAUACAUUGACAUUUUCACUUGAAAUUAAAUCACUUACCUAUAUGCAAACUGAUGUCUACAAUGCAACUAAAUGCAAUGACCAAAACUGUUUCAAUGGAGAAAGAAAUAGUAUGCAUACAAUAUUAUAUAAAUUACCAUUUAAUGAGACUUAUACAACUUCGUCUUCAACUCAUAUUGAUACGAGAAGUGCAACACUUUGGACACUUGAUGUAGGAGCAGCCAUAUCUUUACCUAGUUAUAACAAUUAUGAUGCUGCAUCUCUUCUUACAAAGUCAACGACAACAUAUGUAUAUGAAAAGAAGCGCACGUCUACAUUUGAAAUAUCAAUUACAAGAGCAACAGAGUUAAAGACAAUUGUUACAUUUGUAUAUACAAAUGUAUUUCUCAACACAUUCGUUAAAAUUAGCAAUGAUCCAACAUGGACAUUUACAAAGACUUAUGCUUUCAUAGAAACUGCUACAAAAAUGAAUGCAGGUGAUAAUUUAACUGUUGCAUCAUGGGUUUAUACAGAGACAGAUGUACCUAGUUCUAAAAAUACUAUGGCAACAACAGAUUAUAUAGCAUACGAUCCAUCCUAUACAUUUGAUACAAAUGCACAAACUAUUUCCUAUGAACUCAAAGGUACAUGUAUCCGCGCCCAGCAAUCAUCUAUCGAAUUAAAUGAGCUACCUAUAUUAACAAAAAUCAGUUCAAUUAGUACUCUUUAUAAAUCAACAUGGACAAAGGUUAAUUUAUCUAGUAAUACAGAUACUGUCAUCUUUACAUACACAGCAACAAACUCGCUUUAUGAGAUCAAUACCUAUGUAUAUAACACUUUGCCAUUUGAAAUCGGAGUUGAAGUUGAUAACUGUGGAUAUGCAGACAAAACCAUAUCAUCAACUACGUUGAAACUAAAUACAAUUCCACGAACUAUAGUAACUCCAAAGCCUACAAACCCACUCGCGACACUAGUGGAAUCAUUAUAUCCUGUUGACAAAGAAACUAUAACAGAUUACAAAACAAUCACAACAACAAGCGCAUGCUAUUCAUCAGGAACAAGUAUUCCAACAACUAUUAUUGCUUAUACAAGUACAUUCACACAAGUUGGCAAUGAACGCAAAUACACAUAUGCUACAGUUACAGAAAUUAUUUUCACCGAAAAUAAUGCAGAUAAAUGCACUAACGUACCAACUUCAUCAAUUAUCUCAUCAAUAAAGACUUACACAGAUAUAAUUGAAAAAACUUCUACACUUAGUUUCACAAAGACACAACUAUACUAUGAAGGUGCUACAGAAGUGAUAGUACCAGAAAAUUCUAAUUGUGCUUAUUUAACAUUACCAGAAAAGGAAAAAGUCAAAAUCGAAAACCCAGUUUAUUCAUAUUACACAAAUAUUUAUACAAUCAGUUCAACAUUUGUAGAAGAAAGUGAAACAACAGUUUACAACUCGCGAACUCUAAUUCUCACUCCAACGCUAAUGUAUGGCUAUGCAUUUAGUAUGCCAUUCAAAACACAAAUUGUUACAACACUAGAGUGUAAGCCAGGUUUGGUUGCUAAAAAAGUGUCUAGUACUACAACAACAAUAUCAAUUGGUGAUAUUCCAUCUCCAACACCAGCCAUUACUCCAAUGGAAACACCAAUGCCAUCUCCAGCCAGAACAUCAGCCAUGAGAAGUGAUCAAACAUACAUCACUACACAGACAAUUUACAUCACAAAGACAAUGUCCAACGUCACAACAAUUGUUCCUACAACAACACACAGAAACACAUCACUCAAUGAUAAUGGCACCUACGUGAUUGUUGUCGAAGUCACAAAGAUUAUCACAAUUGUUCCUUCAGAAGUUUACACAUUGGUAUACGGUGAAUCCAUGGUUUUCACAGAUGCAAACACAAGCGGAACACCUAACAAGAACAAGAAACUCAUCAUCAUCGCAGCUGUUGUAUCAGCAGUCAUUGCUAUCAUUUUGAUCGCAGUCCUCGUUUGGUUCUUUGUCAGCUACUCCAGGUCAUCGUCAUCAUCAGAUUCUGUUGUCGAAAUGGAUGAAGAAACGGUCUUACACGUUCCUGACAGCACAAGCGCUCCAAUCACAAAUGAUAACCCACUUUGGACAACAUCCGUCAUGGGUGACACUGAUGAUCCAUUCAGAAACGAUUUCGAAGAAGUUGCCGCUGAAGGCUUCUUCAACGAACGUGCUGAAACUGUCGAUUCAGACCCGUGA